GUGCUCUUAUAUGUUACAAAUAAAAGUCACCCGGAGUUUUCUGUCUUUAGAGUUGACAUCUGCCUUGAAAUAGGAUCUGGAUCUGGCGUGGUUUCAUCAUUUCUAGCUGCUUCUGUUAUUGGAUCCAGUGCGCUGUACCUAUGUACAGAUAUCAACCCGAUGGCAGCUUACUGUACACUGGAGACAGCUCUGCUUAACAGUGUUCAGCUUCAGCCGGUCAUUACUGACUUGGUCAAAGGACUGUCUCCAAGAUUAAAUGGGAAGGUUGAUCUACUGCUGUUUAAUCCACCGUACGUGGUAACGCCUUCUGAAGAGGUGGAAGGCCAUGGAAUAGAGGCAUCCUGGGCUGGUGGCAAAAAGGGCAGAGAAGUAAUGGAUAGAGUUUUUCCACUAGUACCAGACCUACUUUCACCAGGAGGGCUAUUUUACUUAGUCACAAUUAAAGAAAAUAAUCCAGAUGAAAUUCUGGAGACGAUGAAGAAAUGUGGCUUAGAAGGCACACGAGUACUUUCCAGGCAAGCAGGACAAGAGAUGCUUACUAUCCUCAGGUUUAGGAAGUCUUGAUAACUGCUCUUAACCUUCCCGAUACGAGGCACGCAGAAGA
Molecule: messenger RNA, 604 nt
Organism: Cariama cristata (Red-legged seriema)
Lineage: Eukaryota; Metazoa; Chordata; Aves; Cariamiformes; Cariamidae
Gene: HEMK2
Product: N-6 adenine-specific DNA methyltransferase 1 (putative)
Exons: 5
Biological process (GO): methylation
Cellular component (GO): eRF1 methyltransferase complex
Molecular function (GO): S-adenosylmethionine-dependent methyltransferase activity; nucleic acid binding; protein methyltransferase activity
Source: RefSeq, a predicted model, not a curated record